This is a messenger RNA of Penaeus monodon (black tiger shrimp), 4071 nucleotides long. RefSeq lists its product as uncharacterized. The record is from RefSeq and is a predicted model, not a curated record. Gene Ontology annotation, molecular function: ATP binding; histone H3T3 kinase activity. NCBI's taxonomy places the organism in Eukaryota, Metazoa, Arthropoda, Malacostraca, Decapoda, Penaeidae. Gene Ontology annotation, cellular component: cytoplasm; nucleus. Gene Ontology annotation, biological process: mitotic cell cycle; intracellular signal transduction; protein phosphorylation.
UCGGACGAGUUUGGUUCGACCAUCGAAGCGCAGUAAACGUGUGGGAAGCGGGUGUCGGUCAAACAGCUGGGAGCGUACUGGCACAAACUAGCAGCAGCGAAGAUUCCAGACUCACUAGCGCACUUAGCGUAAAACCACUGGCAACCAAAGGGUCAUUCACUAGCAACUCACCAUCGGAGUUAUCAUGAAUGAAGUGCCAUGGGUCCCCGGCCACAGAAAGGAACUUACUCGAAGGUGAAGCCGUCCCCAAGGACAGAGGAAGAGAAAAGGAAGCAUUUCAAGCGGAGGAAGGUCAUUCCAAAGUUCAGCGACCUUUUUAUCAACAAGAACGAGAAUGAGAGUGACCCUUUUGACGCCUUGUUUGAAACUAGCAAUAAGAAUCACGGUAAUCUGAAGAAGUCAAAACGCAAAGUUCCUGGUAAGCAGAGAAGACCACUAGCUGUUAACAACUCGCUGUUAAACAGUACUCUUGGCAGUAGUCAUAACUCUGCCAAUGAUACUUUUGACAAACUCUUGAAAGAGACAAAAUUACCCUCUGUGGUUGCAAAUAGUAGUAACCAGCUUUCAUCAUCAGCUGGAAGCUCACUAGAAGUUGAUGGAAUCUUGUAUCAGUCCCUCUUCUCUUCAGUAGCGUGUUUGACAGCAACUGCACAAAACCAUGAUCACAAAGAAGAAACAAAGCAUAUUUUGCCCACCAAAGAAUCUAAGAAAGACACUGAAAAUAAAAGAGCAAACAAAAGGAAAAAAGAAAGAGAAGAAAAGGGUUCAAAGAGUAAACCUACUGGGAAUAAUGGGGGAAAGGCAUCAACAAAAGAGAUUACAUCACUGUUUCCUGCUGGGAUGACAUUCAAGGUACCAGUGAUUCAGUUGCACAGAAUAACCACGUUUACCACGCCUCCAGUGUGUCGAACACAGAAGAAAAUCAGUGAAGUGAAAGAGCUGGCAGAAAGCCCUUUGGAGGCCCAGAGUAAACCCCAGGAAGUGCUUGGGAGAAAGUCCAGUGACAAGGGCGAUGGAUAACAAGCACCCAGCAGAGCAGCCCGGGUGAAGGCAUGGGCAAAAAUGGGGGGAAAAAUGGAGAUGCCAUCAACUCCAAAACCCUUUACUUUAAUAUCUCCAGUGCCAAAGGAAAGCUACCUUGUUGCUCUUAGUAAUUCAUCAGAUUUUGAGUCUCCAAUGUCCUUUAAAUCUAAAUCAAAUAUCCACUCAAAUGAAGGCAAAUGGAACAAAAUUUUUGAAAGAGAAUGGACCUGCAAUCAGAAAUAAAUUAAGUUCAGGGGGCAGUUUUCCAGCUGGGCAUCCGAACAAAGGGGAAACCCUUUUAGCAUGCCAUCUAAAAAAAAGAAAAAAAUAGAGAUGGAGAGUGAAAUGAAAAGGUUUUUAAUAGCUCUUUGGAAAAAGGAGAGUGGCCCGUUCAAAGGGGUAUUUAUACCGGCCCUACAAUCCAAAGCCCGUAAAAAACAAAUUUUUUGGGCACCUGAAAGCAGUGAAACAGAAAUUGCGUUUUUAACCAGCAAUGUCAUAGGUUUAAGAAUGUAGGCAUGCUAGAACACUGAAAAUAGAGUCAUACUAGAAAAGGAAAGGAGUGCUGUUUUUAGAUUAGAAAAAAAAAAAUUUUUAAAACUUCGGCAGACCUCUCUAAUUAGAAAGGUCUUAGCUCACAUGCCAAAAAAAAAUGGCAGUUACCAAUCUAAACCAAAAUCUCGAACAAAGCAGUUAGGCUCAAAAUUUCUCUUAAAAAAUCUUUGGGCAAGCUUUUCCCUUUUGACUAGACUAAGGCAGAAAGCUCCCAGACAGACCAAGAUUUUUGAUAUCUCUUUGGAGAGUUUAGUGGCAGCACAAGAAAAUAAAAAAAGUACUUCCAUAAGUAAUUUAUCAGGCACGGAAAAAUCUUUAGUCAUAGGGAGACGGAAAAGAAUAUCCAAAGUGACAGGUAGUGUGAAGAAUCGCAUUCAACUGGAGACCUCAGACACGGACACUUCACUUGUCAUUCCAAGAAGACCUCCUAAGAAGCUGAGUCUUAGAAAAAAAGUGAAGGAUAAUACUUCCCUGAAACCAUCAAAUGGAAAUAGCCAGUUCAUGUCUGAUGCUGAUUUAAGCAGGGUCGAUGGCAGAAAAUUACAGGUGAAAAGGGGGGGGAAGUUACUAGCCAUGAAGCGACAGACAUUUGUGCCAUCUCCAAAGUUACUGAGAAGGAAAUCUGCAAGGUUGUGCAAAAAUCAUUUGGAAGAAAGUGCAACCAAGAGCCAGAGUGAGAAUGAAAACUAUAGUAAUACAAGUAGAAUUCAGAAUCAAACAGAUCUCAAAGAACUCAGUUUGAAAAACUUAAGCAGAAUGUCUGCCAGAAGUGUGCAGGGGUUAGAGGCCACUGCCAUGAGUUUUGGUUCAGUAAAUAUACAAUUUACUGACUUCCCGACCAAAAAGAAAAAGGGGGGGAACCGUUGUCUACUGUAAAAGGAAUCAAAAGGGAAAAAGUUUGAUACCUCAGGUACCCAUAUUUCAGAAGUACAAAAUGAAGAGCCAGUUGGUUUUGAGGAACCACAAGUUAUUGACAAAGAUCCUGAGAAUGCAGAGCAAACAAGUUCAGAUGAAAAAGAUACAGAUUCUCUAGAACAACCCCCUAGUGGGGGUUCCUGUCACUUUGGGUUUAAGGGAGUAUUCAUGAGAAUUCUCUUCUGGGAAAUAGAGGGAAUGGAAGAUGAUGCAGAAGCGAAAGGGGAGUGUAUGAUUCCCGUGAAAGGGGGGCAGGGGUGGGAAAAAUCCUGUCUUGCAUCUGCAGCAAAAGGAAAUUGUUCUUUUAUCCCUCACCGACAGGAUGAAAUAGGCAUCCGUCGUCAGACAGUACAUACGGUGUCCGAUGUGCACAGACGAAGAACUGGGAUGCGGAUAUCAGCUAUUCCUCUGGAUAUAAGUAGACACAUACAACAGAUGGGAAUUGCACAUAAAGUGGAUAUGCACACUUCACAUCACACAAGCUUCCACACAGUGGUCAGCACUGAUGCCUCUGAGCCUGCCGUACCCUCUGACCCCAGGGAAUAUGUUCUCAAGCUGUGCAGUCAAGUUGCUCCUGUCCCCAUUGAUGAGUGUUUCACAGAGAGCCGUCUCGUCAGUUGUAAGAAGAUCGGAGAGGGUGUAUAUGGAGAGGUUUUCAUGACACGGCCCAACCCAAGCAACCUUGAAGGGGCAACCGUCCUCAAAAUUAUGCCCAUCGAAGGAGACUUUGAAGUCAAUGGAGAACCACAGAAGAAGUUUGGGGAAAUUGUUUCUGAAAUUGUCAUAUCCCUGGAGCUGAGCAAUUUAAGAAAAUCUGAAAAUGAGUCAAACUGGACGGAAAACUUUGUAAAUGUGCUAAACUCUUGGUGUGUCCAGGGUUCCUAUAUUCAAGAUCUUCUCAACAUGUGGGACGUAUACAAUGAAGAAAAAGAUUGCUUACAGUUUGGCAGUGGCUGAACAGGAGUUGGAAUUCGAGCAUCGAGACCUCCACUGGGGCAAUGUGUUAGUAGCACCCACGAAAGACUCUGUGAUGGACUUCAGGGUAGCUGGAGCCACUUACAGUUUACCCACAAAGGGAUUGAAGGCUACUGUGAUUGAUUUCACCCUAUCACGUCUUCAUUUAAAUCAUUGUGUGAUGUACAAUAACCUUGGAGAAGACCCCUCAUUGUUCACAGCAGAAGGAGACUAUCAGUUUGAAAUAUAUAGGCAGAUGAGAAAAGCAAAUGGAAAUGAUUGGGAGAAAUUCACACCAUACACCAAUGUUCUGUGGCUUCAUUACAUUUUGGACAAGAUGAUUAGCGAAUGCUACUACAAGAAGGUGAAAACCAAAGUUCACUCCAGUAAUCUUGCCCAACUUCGAAAACUCAAAGGAAAAAUGCUUAGCUAUGAAAGUGCAACAGAUUUUGUUUUCCAGAGAGAGAUGAACAUUUAGUAGUUGUGUUUGUUUUUUUAGCAUUCCUCCUUCAUGACUUCUUCUCAUGAAGCUGUUUAGGUCAAGAAUAAGUGGAUAUCCUUAUUUUUCUUUACUGCUCACUGUAAAUUGAAGUGUAAAUUUGUAAAUAUAUACUUUUUAUUGUA